GGUUGAUAUAAAACGGCGGCGGAGUCGUACGUCGCAGUUAGUUCAAGUUCGAAAAGCGAUCAGAAUACUUUGAGAUAUACGAAGAGUUCAUCUUACUACAUAAAUUGAGUAUUUACUACGUUGAUUUAACUAAGUGAAACGAAUAAAUACAAGUGUGUGAAUAAUUGUUGAGAUUGACGAAAGACUAUUAACGAUUUCAAAGAGUCUCUGCGAACAAAUAAACAGACAGAGCAGUAAAAAGAAAUAAGAAAUUAAAAAAAAUGGCAUUGGUACCGAUUGAUUUUUUCCGUAACUGGUGGCACGACAUGGACCGUUAUCAUCGUGAAUUGGACGAACAUUUUAAUCGUAUAGCAAACCGGGAUGGUUCCAUGAAACCGCCAUCAAUGACUUCGUUUAAAGAUUUCUUCGCUCCUAUGCGAAAUGCUUGGAAGGAAAUAGAAGAAGAAGUUGGAGGUUCGGCGAGCAUUGAACAGGAUCAAGACAAUUACCGGGUCAUCGUAGAUGUCCAACAAUUUGCACCAGAAGAAAUAACAGUUAGAACCGAUAACCAAUGUAUUACCGUUGAGGGUAAACAUGAGGAAAGAAAAGAUCAACACGGUUACAUUUCGCGACAUUUCGUACGCCGAUAUCAAUUACCUAAAGGUUACGAUAUUGGCCAUGUUAAACCCAGCUUGUCUUCUGAUGGUAUUUUAAGUAUAACCGCGCCAAGACUUAUUUUACCUGCUCCUGGGGAAAGAAUUGUUCCGAUCGAACGUCAAAACAGACCAGCCAUCAAAGGCGUUUAAAAUAACAAAGGAAGAAACAAAACAAACUACCAAACUUUAAACCCUAAUUGUUAAUGUUUUUGCUUUUUUAAUAUUGUCAAUAAUAUCAGCUGAUUAAUAUUAGCGAAAUGUUAAUGAUUACUUAAUUUCAUUAUUUUGUUCUCUUUUUGUAUUUCCAUUUAUUUAUGAAUUUAAAAUUAUUCCAAACAAAAAUUCGCGGAUAUCUGUAGUAAUUUUAAUUAUGUAAUUUAUAUUGCUAUUUAUACAAAUGAAAAUUAUUGUAUAUCAUGUUAUCCAUUGAAAAUCAAAAGUAUGUUUGAAGGCCUCUGUAUUAUUUUUUGCUAAUUUUUUUUUCACGCUUUAUAAUCAUCGAUUGUGUUUAAUUUGAAUGUCAUUAAAUUAAUUAUUUUCUUUUUUUUUAAGAGUAAAGUUUUAAUAAUGCAUUACACAGAUAAUAGGUACGUUCUGCGAAUCAUUAUUGUGGGAUAAUUGUAAUCAAUUUAUGUGUAUAUAUAUGUCUCAUUAAAAUGACUUCAUACUUAUUUAAAAAUAAGCUUUUGAUUCUGCCGAUAGAACCGAAUGCAUAACACUGCGUAACAGUGUCGUUAAAGAAAAAGAUAUUUAAAAUCUUCUGCAUGCAUACACACACAUACACAUACACAUAAUUAUAUUUAAAGGGUAUCGCCAAAAUUACUUUACACAGAGAACAGAACAAUGGAUUAAUUUAUUAUAUAAAUAUUAAAGUCUCAAUGUGUAAGAUUUGUUUCUUUGUUUUCAAAGAUUUGCACUAGAGUUCUUGGUAAAAAUAAUUUUGAGACACCCUGUUAUACAUCAUAAGCCAAAUUGUGAUUUUCGAUAUUCGAAAAUAUAUUAUUAAUUUUCUUAGCUUUUCAAAAAAUAAAAUAUUGUUUCGUA
Molecule: messenger RNA, 1679 nt
Organism: Polistes canadensis
Lineage: Eukaryota; Metazoa; Arthropoda; Insecta; Hymenoptera; Vespidae
Product: protein lethal(2)essential for life-like
Exons: 2
Coding region: 261-785 (174 amino acids)
Biological process (GO): response to heat; protein refolding
Molecular function (GO): protein folding chaperone
Source: RefSeq, a predicted model, not a curated record